CAGCUAGAAUUCGAAGUUUAAGCAACUCAAGGCCUUAAACUCAAUUUCCCCUUUAUCUGACAGAUACCAUCUCCUUCCCCUCAGAUACCUAUACCCUUUCAACCGAAUAGUAGUAUUCGGUUGAACAUAGUAUAGACAAGGCCAAAAAUCAUAAAAAUGGAAAAGAUAUCGCGAUUGACAUCAGAGAACGGUGUGGUGAUCUUCAGCAAGACUACAUGUUGCUUAAGCUAUGCUGUGAACAGGCUGUUUCAUGAACUCAGGGUGAACCCUGUGGUUCAUGAAAUCGAUCAGGAUCCCGAGGGCAGGGAACUAGAGAAGGCCCUGUUAAGGAUGGGAUGCAAAAGCCCCGCGGUGCCAGCAGUGUUCAUUAAAGGAAAGCUAGUAGGCUCAACCAAUGAAGUCAUGUCCCUCCACCUGAGUGGCUCUCUCACUCCCUUGCUGAAGCCAUAUCAGUACUAAAAGUAUGUCGCGGCUCCUACGCUGUACUCUGGUCUCUAUUCUAGAUCGAAAAUAAGCUUGGCUCUGCAGUUCUUUGAGCUGAUUAUUAAGUAGUUGCAUUACCUGGUAUCUACAUGUAUUAAUUAAGCAAGCAGUGUGCUUGCCUGGUGUAGUAUAUUCGAUUUCCUUAAUGAACUUGGCUUAUUCACGAUGUUA
Molecule: messenger RNA, 654 nt
Organism: Daucus carota subsp. sativus
Lineage: Eukaryota; Viridiplantae; Streptophyta; Magnoliopsida; Apiales; Apiaceae
Product: glutaredoxin-C13
Exons: 1
Coding region: 157-459 (100 amino acids)
Cellular component (GO): cytoplasm; nucleus
Source: RefSeq, a predicted model, not a curated record